AUAAAUUAAUCAAAGAGUUCUUCAAAAAAAAAAAAAAAAGAAAAAAAGAAAAAACAAAACUCGCGUCCCCAUAUACUAGCGGGCUACAAUUUUACGAUUACGACACAGCAAAAGGCUCAUAAAUUUGCGUCUCGCAAACGCUAAGAUCUACAACCAAACGGGCAUUUACAAAUUACAGUCACUCUUUGGAGUAGCAAACGGAUUCUCAAAUCCAUAAACAACCAGACUUUGUUGUCGAUCAUUGCUCAAAUCAAUGGCUGAUCCCGAGUUAGAAGCAAUUCGCCAGAGGAGAAUGCAGGAGCUCAUGGCUCAGCGUGGCAUGGGAAAUCAGCAAAGCUCUGAACAACAGAAGGCUCAGGAUGAGGCAAAGAGGGAGGCUGAGGAGCGGAGGCAAUUGAUGCUUAGUCAGAUUCUAUCUGCUGAGGCACGUGAAAGAAUUGCCCGAAUUGCUUUAGUUAAACCUGAGAAAGCAAGGGGUGUUGAAGACGUUAUACUGAGAGCUGCUCAAAUGGGUCAGAUAGUUGAGAAGGUUUCUGAAGAGAAGCUCAUUUCAUUACUGGAACAGAUUAACAACCAAACAACUAAACAGACAAAAGUCACAAUCCAGAGGCGGCGGAGUGUUCUGGAGGAUGAUGAUUAAACUCCUAUGUAACUUAUGCUUUACCAGUGAUGCAGAGCUUUUUUAUUUUUCUUUUCUUUUUUUUUUUUUUGGGUUGCCUAUCAUGGACAAAACCCUGAGGGCUGAGGGUUGACAUAUACUGACUGCAAUUAUAUUCCCUGUGGCUUUGUGAUCUGAAAUCCUUCAUCUAUCUAUAUCAUGUAGUUCUAUGGCUUGAGUAAUAAAUCUGGAUACCUUUCACAGCUA
Molecule: messenger RNA, 865 nt
Organism: Jatropha curcas
Lineage: Eukaryota; Viridiplantae; Streptophyta; Magnoliopsida; Malpighiales; Euphorbiaceae
Product: double-stranded DNA-binding family protein
Cellular component (GO): cytosol; nucleus
Molecular function (GO): DNA binding
Source: RefSeq, a predicted model, not a curated record